Molecule: messenger RNA, 420 nt
Organism: Dreissena polymorpha
Lineage: Eukaryota; Metazoa; Mollusca; Bivalvia; Myida; Dreissenidae
Product: death-associated inhibitor of apoptosis 1-like
Exons: 4
Coding region: 1-294 (97 amino acids)
Source: RefSeq, a predicted model, not a curated record
AUGUGGGUGCAUGAUGAAGCGCCCUGUUGCUCAGGCGUAACGCAAAGCUUCGUUACUCAGGAUCCUGAAUGGUUCAGGCGAAGGCAACGUGACCUGUUCCAAAGGCAACAAGGUCGAGCAUCCGCAAACUACAAAGCAAAGCACGAGCGGUUCAUAACGCUGGAAUCUCGCAUGGAUACUUUAACAAAUUGGCCUGAACAUUUGUCCCAGAGACCACAACAGCUGGCGGAGGCAGGGAUGUACUACACAGGUGUUGAUGAUUAUGUCGUUGUUUCGCUUGUGACGGCGGCUUGAGAAAAUGGAAACCAGGAGAUGAUCCUUGGAUAGAACACUGUCGAUGGUUUCCGGCUUGUCCUUUCGCAAGAGAAAUCAAGGGCGAUGAAUUUAUCAUCCUCGUCCAACUUUCUGCCGAUCGUGUCU